Plasmodium reichenowi is the source of this 5868-nucleotide messenger RNA. RefSeq names its product amino acid transporter, putative. NCBI's taxonomy places the organism in Eukaryota, Apicomplexa, Aconoidasida, Haemosporida, Plasmodiidae. The record is from RefSeq and is a predicted model, not a curated record. The transcript has 3 exons. Bases 1 to 5868 code for a protein of 1955 amino acids.
AUGAAUCUAAAAUGGUUAUCUAACAUAGGGUUUUCAAAUUAUAAUAAAAAAAAUAACAAACAAAAAUUUGUAAGAAGUAGAAAAAGAUUUCGUACCAUAACAUGGAAAUACACAAAAACUAUUGGACCUUUUGCUUCCUUUAUAUAUUUAUUUAAUCAAAGUAUUGGUUCAGGUCUAUUUGAUAUUCCAAGUUUAAUAGAUGAAGUAGGAUGGAUCCCAGUAAUAUUUGGGAAUGUGUUCGUGUGUUCGGUAGCUGUUUUUUGCAGCUUAAUGAUUUUAAGGGCUAUGACUAUGAUACCAAAAAACAAAAACUUUGAACAAAGAAUUGAAUAUAGUGCAGUUAUAAAAUAUUUUAUGUCUAAUGAGAAAUAUAAAUUUGUUUCUUUUUUAUAUCAUUUAGGAAAUAUAUGCAACAAUAUUUGUGGAAUACUAGUCAUAUCGAAAAUAAUUGAUAUAUUUAUUAUUAAAUUAUAUGGAUAUACUAUAUUAUUUCAAAUAUAUCCAGAAAUAAAGAUAACAAAAUGUUCUUUAAAUCUUUUAGAUGCUAUGUUUAAUGGAUAUUAUUAUACAAGUACAGGGGGGUAUGAAAGAAUAAUAAUAUCAGGUUUUACUAUUGGCUAUCUUAUUAAUGCAAUUAUAUGCAUUCAUUUAUCCUCAAAAGGAUUGGAAGAAACAAUAAAUUAUCAAUAUGUUGUUUUUAUGAUAUUUAUGAGUUCAUUUUUAUAUUUAUCUGUUUCUUCAACCAUUUAUUUACUAUCUCAAAAUUAUAUAGACCCUUCCCCUAUUUCAUCUAUUAGAAACUUGAAUAUAUACCAUAAAUUUAUAUUAAAUAGAACCCAUUAUGAAAUAGAUUUAAUAAAAAAUUAUCAUAGUUAUAAUGAACUUAAUAAUUUUAAAAAGAAAUUACAACUACAUAAAAAUCCAUCUUUUCAUGAUUAUCCAAUAUUGAAAUCUAUAACCGAACAAAAAAAAUAUAUAUCCAGUGAUUAUCUUUCAGAACUUGCUUAUAGAAAAGAUAAUCUUUAUGAAACUACUGAAAUAAAAGAAAGCAUACAAAGAAAAACAGAAAACAUAUUUAAAAUAUCUACAAAAAAAAAUAUACAUCAAUAUAAUAAUUUCGAAUAUAUAAAAAAGUGUCCAUUUUUCUACCAAAUUCCUUCACAUUUAUAUAAAGAAAAGAUAUAUAUAUUUCGUUAUAGCAUUUAUUAUAUCAUUUUAUCACGCUGUUCAAAUAAUAUAAAAAUAAAAUAUUUUCCUAGAAAACAUUAUUUUUUUACCAUAUAUCAAAUAAUCAAUCCAAAAAAUAAUGAAAAAUUGUUAUGUCACAAGUAUAAAAUUAAAGAUGCCAAUAGUAGGAGGAAUACAACAAUUAAAGAGGAAAAAAAUUAUCUGCAGUAUGAUAAAAAGGAAGAAAUGAAAACAAAACCUGAAGAUAAUAACAAUAAUAAUAAUAAUAAUAAUAAUAAUAAUAAUAAUAAUAAUAAUAAUAAUAACAAUAAUAAUAAUAAUAAUAAUAAUAAUAAGAUAUUUUUGAAAAAUUUAUAUUAUAUGAUAAGUAAAAUUGAAGGAAUAAAAACAUACUGUAUGGGAAAAACGUUUGCAAAUUUUAUUGAUUCUUACGGAUUUGUUAGUAAUAUACCAUCAUGGGGAAAUGAAAUAACAGAUGAAGUUAAUGUUUCUAAAGCUAUAUGGUUAAGUAGCAUUUUUACUAGUAUAUUUUAUUUUAUAUUUGGGUUAAUAUUUUGUUUGAAUAAUUCCUUUCAAAAAAUUAAUACAUCUAUUUUGUACAUCUUUAACUUUGUUGCUGUAGCUCCUAAAGUUAUUACAGGCUCAAUAUCAAUGCGAUAUGAUUUAAUGAAUCUGGAUAUAUGUUCAGAUAAUUUAGCCUUUUUUUUUGGUUGUGUAGCUCCUUUUUUGUUUGCAUGGAUAUUUUCUAAUGGUUUAUUAUUUUCAGACACUUUUAAUUAUAUAAGUUUAAUCUGUGGUCUUUUUUGUAAUUUCUUAUCACCCGCAUUUGCUUAUAUAUCUGCAUGUGAAAGUAAUAAAUAUAUAUCCAAAAAUCCUCUCAGAAAAUAUACUAUUAUUAACCGUAAAAAAACAGUUUAUUCUUCCAGUUCAGAUAUUAGAAAAGCAUUGGGAAAUAUAAUUGUUCAUUUUGAUGUUAAUAAUGAAAAUGUGAAAAUGGAAGAAAGUGAAAAUGAAAAGGAAUCAAAUCAAAAGGAAUCAAAUCAAAAGGAAUUAAAUCAAAAGGAAUCAAAUGAAAAGGAAUUAAAUCAAAAGGAAUUAAAUCAAAAGGAAUUAAGUCAAAAAGAAAACGAAAGAUAUAAACAGUAUAAUAGUACAACAUCUUUAGAUAAUUAUGUUAAUUCAAAAGAUUCAAUAAAUGAUUCACUUAAUGCAAGUUCUUAUUUUAAAUAUGUAAAUGGUGAGUAUAGACUUAAAAGUUAUUCCUCAAAUGAAGAUAAUCAGAUAAGUCAAUGUUCCCAAAACUCAUCGACUAAUACAUUAUCAAUACAUGACAAUAUGUAUGAUAAUGAUAAAAAUUAUAAAAAUGAUAAUAAUGAUUUUUCAUAUGUAGAUAAAAAUAUUAAUUUGAAUAAUUAUGAAAUUAUGAAAACAAAUGUUCCUACGGAUGAUAAUAUUAAUAAUGAAGAAAAUUUAAAAAAUAUGAAAAAAAAAAAAAAAAAAGGAGUUAUGUUUUCAGAUACACUUGAAGAAUAUUGCGAAGAAAAUAAUUCAAAUGUGAAAAAAAAACUUACAAGCAAUGUUGUGGACACAUAUAUAAAUGAAAAAAUGUUAAAUGAAAUAACUUUUUCAAAUGAAUCAAAAAUAAUGGAUGAAGAAAAUAUGCAAUUAGAAAACAAAAAUAUAUCUUUACAAAAUAAAAAAUGGGAUGAUAACAGAAACGAUAAAAAUACAAAAAAAAAAUUAAUGUUUUCAGAUGAUGUCAAAAUAUUUAAUGAAAAUUCAAAUAACGAAAAUAAGAAAAAGGUGAAAAAAAAAGGGGUAACUUUUAUGGAUGAAUUAGAAGAGGGCAAAAAAUUUGAUAAUCCAAAAAAAAAUAACAUUGAAAAAAAUGAUAAUAAUAAAAAUAAUCAUAAUAGCAAAAAUAAUGAAUAUAAUGAGAAUACGAAAAAAGAUGAACAAAGUAGUGUACUAUUCUUAGAUGACGUCAAAAGAGAACAGAAUGUAUAUAAUAGUGAUAAAAUAUCUUUUCAAAAUCAACCUGAAAUAAUUUACUCAAACAACAUAAAAGUGAUUAAUGAAAAUAAUAAUGAUUUAAAAAAUAUAAAAUUGGAAGAAAGAAAAGAAAAGAAUCAAGAAGUAAAUUUUUUGAAUGUUCCAAAAAUUUCAGUUAUAAAGGAGAAAAAAAAUGAAAUUAAUUACUCAGAAAAUAAAGUUAUUACAAAAGUUCUUAAUUUUACAGAAUAUGAAAGGAAUUUUAGUGAUUCAUUUGUAAAUUUCAAAAUUAACAGAUUAAAUAACAUGACAACUCAUGAAGAAGAAUUACUUAAAAAAAACAGAAGUUUUGAAAACCAUGAACAAGUUUAUAAAAGACAACGAGAAAAAUUAAAAUCACAUUAUAAGAGUUCUAUAUCAAAGGUAAUAGAAAAUUCAAAUAAAUAUAAUAAUUUAAUAAAAGACAUAGAAGCUCUAAAUAGUAAAGAUAUAAAUGAAAAUAAUCAAUGUGAUAAUACUACAAUUGAAAAAGAAAAGUUAAAUGUUAAAAAUGAUUUGGAUAAUCCCGUUUUCAUUUUGAAUACAAUUAAUAAUGAUUCAAAUGAUAAAACAUUAAUUACAGAAACUUUAGAUGAUGAGGAUAAUAAUAAUUUGAAUGAUGAAAAUGAUAAAUAUAACUAUUCAAUUAAAAACGAUAUUUUAUAUAAUUUAAAUAUUGAUAAACAAGAUAAAUAUUUAAUUAACAUAAAAGAUUCAAGUGAUAAAAAUGAUGUAUAUGUAAAAAAAUAUAAUUCUUGUAAAGAUAAUCUAACUAUAAACAAUAAUAAUAAUAAUAAUAAUAAUGAUGGUGAUGAAAAUAUAUGUUUAUUAAAUUCAAAGUAUCAUUCACAAAUGGAUUUGUAUCAUAAAAGAAUCUUUUCUUCUUCACCAGAAGAUAUGUGUUCAAAAGAAAUAUCAAAAAAUGAAAAUAUGAACUCAUAUAAUUUAUCAAAUUUCCUAAGGGAGGAAAAUAACGAUACAAAUAAUAUUUCACAUUUACACGAUUUUAAUAGGAAAAAAUGCUCAUCAUAUGAAAUAAUAGUACCACAAAAGGAUGAUAUGAUGAAUCGAAUGCAAAAGAAUGUAAUAAAUAUUUCUAAUGAAAAUGUGGAAAAUGAUAUUGUGAACAAUAAUGAUCUUAAGAAAUAUGAAAAAAAUACAUUAUUUGUUAGACAAAGGAAAAAAUUAAAAUCAUCAUUUCAUGCAAAUGGUGAUAUGAUAAUGGGAGAUAGUAAAGAAGCAAUACAUAAAGAACAAAUUAACGAAUUUCUAAGAAAAAUAAGUAAAGAAUCUAUUAUAUAUAGUAAUUAUGAUAAUGUUGAUCCUAUUAUUUUAAAUACAUCAAAUCAAAAUAAUUAUCAAAUAAAAAAAGAAAAUAUCACCAUAAACGAAAAUAAAAAUGUUCAAUCUAAUAUAAAAUUACAAAUACCAACAAUUAAUAAUAUAAGGAAUACAAAUGAAAAUAUAUAUAAAAAUGAAAAGAAUCUUUCAUUGAAUAAAACACAAUUUCCUAAAACCAGAGAAAUUAUUAAACAUAAAACCAAUUACAAAUUCGAUGACUUGUCAGAUUUGGCAAAUGAUAUAAAUAAAUUCGAAUUAGAUUAUGAAACAAAUAAAAAUGAAAAUUAUUUAGGAAAUAUUAAUAAUAUAAAUAAUAAUAUAGAUUUACAUAAAAAUGAAGAUAUCAAUUCUGAAAAUAAAGAUUGUUAUAAUAUGAAUACACAAACAAAUAAUAUACAAAUAAAAUCUAAUGAAAAUACAAAAUUAAAUGAUAAAGAACAAAAUGAUAUUUUAGAGGAUUAUUCAUCAGAAGAAAUUGAAAAACCCGAUGUAAUAAAAACAAUUGAAAAAGUAUAUACAGAAUUGGCAAAUAAAAUGCAUUCUGAGAAUUCUGAAAAUGAUGUUAAUAAUGAUAAUGAUAUUAUAGAUUGUGUAGAUAUACGAAAUUUUAAAAUUAUAGAUAAUAAAAGCCCUGUGAAAUAUUAUUAUAAUUCUUUUCAUAAAAGUAAAAUUUUAGAGAACAAAAAAUAUGAUCAUAUUUUUUCAAAUAAUAUUAUGAUAGAUAAUAAAACAAAUAUGGAUCACUUAUGUUCAGUAUUUUUAUUUGGAAAUCCGUUAGAAAGAAAUGAAGAAGAUGUAGAUAAAAAAAAAAAUACAAAAGAAAAUGAUGAAAGUACCAAAACAACUAUAAAUAUGGAAGAAACAUCUAAAAUUAUACAAGAUAAAUCUGAUAAUAUAAAAAAUGAAAAAAAAAAAAAAAUUUCUUUUAAUUUAUCUGAAUCAGAAUCAAAUGAACUACCAAAUCGUGCAUUUUCUAGAAAUUUUACUAAUUCUAAUGGAAUAAUUAAAAAAAUUAUCACUGCAGGGAAUAAUUCAAAUAAUUUCAAAGGACUUACUUUAAGGAAAUCUAAUAUUAAUUCUAUUACUGAUCAUGAAUCUAUAGAUUAUAAGGAAUUAAACGAAAUAAUUGAUAGUAAUGAUAAAGAUUUAAAUAAAAACAUGUCAGACAAAAUAGAAAUAAUGAAAAUUAGAAUUCAUGUAUAUCCAUAUAUUCUUCAAAAAUAUCAUGUAGAAACAACUUAUGUUCUAUUAGGAUGUUUAACAACUUUUUCCUUUGUUGGUAUUAUAACUGAUUUAUUAUUUGGUUAA